CCAUUAUAUUUUAUCAUAACAAAAACCGAAUUAUUACUAUUAUUCUUUAAAAAAUAGAGUGUGUGUGAGUUGGAAUUGCAGUACGAGCUGAUACAAUCCUUACCGUACCCUUCCCCUCCCUCCCUCCCUACCCAAUCCAAUCCAAUCCAAUCCAAUUCAACCCAAUUCAAUUGAGCCAAAAUUGUUGCGGUGCCGGUAGCUGUGAAACAAACCUUAGCAGUGCGAGCAGAAUUCGAAAUGAUGAAAAGAGGAGAAAAAAUGCACAAAAUCGGUAUGGUACCUUCCAUUCGCUCCCGAUCAGACAGAUACAAUUAUGAUACGAUACGAUGCGAUACUUAUGAUAUAACAGAUCCCGGCCGACAGCUACUUUUCUCAUCUUCCUCUCAUCUCCUCUCAUCUCCGGGAGCAAUCACUCAUGCGGUAAAGUACAGUGCUGGCUGUCGCUGUAGCGGCGCUCUGUGUGUAAUGCCUCACAUCGCAACCCGGAAUUUUGACCCAAAAUUCUUAUCGACCAAUCAAUCCAUCCAUCGAAUCUUCUCGCUUUGCAAGCAUACCAUACCGAAUCCAUUCAGGUGCCGAUAUCAUCGUCGCCCCGAAUAUCAUUGCGAUACCCACUCGCUUUGAUUAUUCCCUUCAAUUGCUCCCAUCGCUGCUGAACUCGAGCAUGAUAAGGUGGAGUACGAUACUUUUAACCUUCCACAAGACAGACGGAACAUACACCAGCAUACGGUACGCAUACACGCCAAGUCCCGUGACGACCCACCAACCCGGCCCACACAGCGCGUCUCCCCUAGCCUCAGCACCACUGCCACCACCAGCACCCCCCACCCAGGCCAGAAAAAAAAAGAGAUUAUGGCCCCCAAAUUUGAAUCCGCCUUUGCUUUUUUUAUUUUAUUACAUUUUUGUUGGUUAUUUUAUUUUUAUUUAUUUUUUCCUUCCUUCCUUCUAAAUCUCUCGUUUUUGGUUUCAUUUUACUGUAACAUUACAGGUGGAAAUUGUCCCCACUUUCCAUUAUAUCAAUUAUUACUAUCAUAUAGCCAGUGCGUGUUUUAGGUUGGGGGCUUUUUUGUUUUGCAGAGGACGGGGAUACUUUGUUUCCCACGUAUUACACGUGUACGGUACGAGUACUCGAGUACUCGUACAGUACAGCACAGUACUCGCUCAAGUUACUGUGCCGUUUUUGUCAUCCGGAAAUCGUAUGAUAUCCCUUCCUCCUUUCUUUCCUUCCUUCCUUGCCGUUCACAAAUUCUCACCCGCUCGGUUACAGUUUUGUUUCUGUUUCUCCCUUGCAGCAUAUUCCCUGGCUAUGAUGGUAGUUGUCGCACUUACCGACAUUUCACAACCGCCCGCCCUGCCUUUCAGAACGGUUGAAUCGAGAGGGUAAUAAAAAUGAAAAAAAAAAAACUACCGAUCGCUGUUGCCCAUCCUGACCACUGGGACACAAACAUGAACCAUCCCAUCUUUUUCCACACUUUCCCUCCUACUGCGAUUAUCCUUGGAGGGCACACCAGUGCUACCCGGCGGGAGGUCCGACCCGGGGUUCCGGGGAGAAAGACUUUGCUAGGCUUAGGGCCAUGAGACGCUUAGU
Messenger RNA from Tuber aestivum (summer truffle), 1588 nucleotides. Lineage: Eukaryota; Fungi; Ascomycota; Pezizomycetes; Pezizales; Tuberaceae. The record is from the annotation of a GenBank genome assembly.